UCUAACUACUGUUAGUUGUUCGGGGCUGUGGUUCCAACCCCACUGCAGCUUCACUAGGAGGAUAGCUGGGUUGUAGCUCAUCCACCCUGCUGUCUUGUCUCGCCAAAUAUGGCAAACUCUAGUACUUCAAAGCAGCCCAUCAAAGGGAUCUUAAAAAACAGAGGUUCCACUUCUUCAUCGGAGAAUGCCACUACUCAGGAAUCCAAAGUGCCUGGUCAAGAGGUGAAAAGGAAGAAAUCUCAAAAGUGGGAUGAAUAUAACAUCUUGGCGACCACCCACAAGGUCCAUGACUUCCGGAAGAUCAAGGAGCCAAGCACUGCGUAUGUCAGAGUGCCAGAGGAAGAAGAUCCAGUUUGUGAUAUAGAAGGAAAUGAGGCCGUGACAGUGGACAUGUUAGCUAAGAAAUUGGCAGCUGCUCAAACUUUUGAUCGUAACUAUCAAAUGGAAGAGCAAGAGAAAUGUGAGCCGCAUACCAGCAAGUUCUGCUUUCAAAACCAAGAAAAACAACGGCAAUUUGAAAUGAAGAGGAAGCUUCACUACAAUGAGGCACUGAACAUCAAGUUGGCAAGACAGCUUAUCUCUAAAGAACUACAGGAUGAAGAUGAAGAUGGCUGUGACAACGAGAAGCCACCACAUGACAAAUAAAAAAGACCAUCAUGGAAGCUCUUACCGAUUUUUUACGGUAGAGGUUCCUCCAGUUAGAACCAACAUCAUACUGUAACCAAUAUAAGACAUUUUCAUUCUCACCAUCUUCACUAAAAAACUCUGCAACCAUAAUGAACUGCUUGUUAGAAUGGAAUUGCAGUCCGGAACAACUUAAUCACUUAAGUUGUGCUGCAGAAAGUAAAUAGCAGUGUUUGGACAAUAAAUAAGUGGCAAAUGUC
Ochotona princeps (American pika) is the source of this 884-nucleotide messenger RNA. RefSeq names its product PPP1R2C family member C (gene PPP1R2C). Gene Ontology annotation, molecular function: protein phosphatase inhibitor activity. The record is from RefSeq and is a predicted model, not a curated record. The coding region runs from base 109 to 645 and encodes 178 amino acids. The transcript has a single exon. Lineage: Eukaryota; Metazoa; Chordata; Mammalia; Lagomorpha; Ochotonidae. Gene Ontology annotation, biological process: regulation of signal transduction.